UUGCUGAACAUGCACACGCAGACAAUGCGCAACAUCGCCACCUGCCGUUGCUGUUACCGUUCAAUUAGCUACGCACAGGAUUGACUCAGGCUUAGCUGUUUGAACACGUAGGCGAGGCGAACAGCACUGUAUGUUUAACUGUAGAAACUGUUUGUUUAUUAGCAGGAAACGAGUGACGUUCACGGGCGAAAUCGUCCAAUUAAGUAACACUUUGUGCGGACUAACUCGCGCUUUAGGACAUUUCUGCGGCACCUGAAACGUUUUAAACGUUAUCAAGUUCUUAAACAUGGCCAGCAGCAGAAAGAAGAUGUCGUUAAAGGGGCUACAAAGUGCUGUCACCUCACCCACACAUCUUCAGAGGAGUAAGGCAGGUGCAGACACACCCUCAUGCUCGAGUACAUCGCCAGAUGAAGACUCGGACACUUCACUACUCAAUGACUCUCAAGGACCCGAGGGCUUUGGAGCACUAACUCUGGACACUCCUAAGAGAAAAGCAGAGGUUCUUGGCAAAUGCUUGCCCUCUACAGGCACAGUUAAGCUGAGGAAGCUUUCCAGAAGAAAUAAUGAGCUAUUCAGAACUUCAAAGGAAACGCCAAUAGACGACUCACCCAAGCAUCUGGGAUCUACAGAGAGUCAGCAAACAUCACCACCUCAAUCUCAUUCAUUCAUCCUCAAAAAGAAGGAGAGGACACCUGAAGAAGGAUCAAAGGCUAUCUACAGGAUGGCAGUGAUUGCUGCACUUGGUGGUACAGUCCCCAGGACUGACACCAACAGCCCGUCUUUGCCACUUGUAUCUUCACCUGUGAAGACUGAAGACAGACCUGUCAUUAAUAAUGACUGCUCCCCAAUCAAACCUGAACAUAAAUCCAAAGAUCUCGGAACUCUCCAGGAAGAUCAAAAGUCCCCCCUUCAGUUCUGUAAGGAUACAGAAGUACCUGGUAACAGCUCUGAUCCACAAACAUGUGGUUGGCGCAUUCUGCAAAAAGGAGAGAAUUCACUCAGGAGAUAUGUUUCUCAGGACACUUUGUUUGUUGAGACAACCUCUCAGGUUGGGUCUUUUGAUCAAGGAAAUGAUGACUCAUCCCUCCCGAGUCCAUCAUUGAGUAUCAAGAGAUGUACUACUUCCUCUUCCAACAUUGUGUCUACUAAUGGAUCCAAUGUUUCCAUCCAUGUACCUGCUGAAGACCUGGAGAUGCCUUUCAUGCCUCCACAGAGCACAGUUUUUGUGACACCCAAGCAGCCCCAAACGCCAUACACUGGCCCUCCAGAGGCAGCUGGGGUUGAGACUAAAAACAGCAGCUCCUCAUACUCUAGGUUCUGUUCAUUGGAUCAAUUUGCACUGCCAAUCAACUCACACAGACGAGUAUCAAACCCUAAAUCAACAUCUACACGCAGGCAGUCAGAUGUUGGCUUUAACAUCCACCACCCUCCCUACACUUUUACUCGUGGUGGCACUCCAAAGAGGAGAUUUUCCCUGGGGGCAGAGCAUACAAAGACCAAUGACCCAUACCUGAACACUGGUGUUGGUUUCAUAGACACACACUGCCACAUAGACAUGCUGUAUGGAAAACUUCGCUUCCGAGGGACAUUCGGCAGUUUUCGAAGGCUGUAUAAGAGCAGCUUUCCCUCUGAGUUUGAGGGCUGUAUUACCAACUUCUGCAAUCCAGGGGUCAUGGUGAAACAGGACCUGUGGGAAGGUUUACUGACUGAAGACAUGGUAUGGGGAGCAUUUGGGUGCCACCCCCACUUCGCUAAGGAGUACUCGAGUGCUCAUGAAGACAACAUACUAAAGGCCAUGCGGCACCCAAAAGCUGUAGCAUUUGGUGAAAUGGGUCUGGAUUACUCACACAAAAACUCAACAAAUGUCUCUACACAAAAAGAGGUGUUUGAGCGUCAGCUGAGUCUGGCUGUGGCCAUGCAGAAACCUCUGGUGAUUCACUGUAGGGACGCAGAUGAUGACCUACUGGCUAUCAUGAAGAAGUGUGUUCCCUGGGAUUACAAAAUUCACAGACACUGCUUCACAAACAGUUAUCCAGUGAUUGAGCCCUUCCUGACGGAGUUCCCCAACAUGUAUGUUGGCUUCACAGCCUUGAUCACGUACUCCAGUGCCAAAGAAGCCCGAGAUGCUGUCCGCCAGAUCCCUCUUAACCGCAUUGUGGUGGAGACAGAUGCACCUUAUUUCCUGCCAAGACAGGUGAGUAAAAACGUCUGCAAGUUCUCACAUCCUGGAUUGGGCAUCCACACUGUGCAGGAGCUGAGCCUGUUGAAGGGAGAAGACGUGCCCACAGUCCUGGCCACUCUCCGACAGAACACCACACAACUCUACGGAGUCUGAUCCUCACAGAUGAAUAAUGAAAUACUCCAUAUGUUGAGAUGUUAGAGAAUGGAGGAGCUGUCUCGUUUGGAAAGAACCACAAAAAUAAGCAAACUGAUCUUUCACCUAACAGAAGGCAAAAAAAACCCCAGUGAAAAUGUGUGACAGAAAUAUUAUUAUAGUUAUUCAUUGUUUUAUUAUAUUCUGACAUUGUUCUUAUUCGCAAAUAAUUUCCAAGAUGUUUUUGUUCUUGCUGUGUUACUUUGCCGUGUUGACGUAUUGUAUGUUUGCUGUAUCUUCACACUGUAAUUUCAUUUGAUUGGAUACAACAUAAUAAGACAUAAUAAAGGCCUUUACUCCUG
Molecule: messenger RNA, 2676 nt
Organism: Solea solea (common sole)
Lineage: Eukaryota; Metazoa; Chordata; Actinopteri; Pleuronectiformes; Soleidae
Gene: tatdn2
Product: TatD DNase domain containing 2
Exons: 8
Coding region: 287-2335 (682 amino acids)
Molecular function (GO): hydrolase activity, acting on ester bonds
Source: RefSeq, a predicted model, not a curated record